This is a messenger RNA of Megalopta genalis, 1027 nucleotides long. RefSeq names its product putative U3 small nucleolar RNA-associated protein 11. Gene Ontology annotation, cellular component: small-subunit processome; nucleolus. Gene Ontology annotation, biological process: rRNA processing. The record is from RefSeq and is a predicted model, not a curated record. NCBI's taxonomy places the organism in Eukaryota, Metazoa, Arthropoda, Insecta, Hymenoptera, Halictidae.
ACAUAUUGUCGCCUGGUGUCAACUCCCAAGGAAUUUUAAUUUGUAAUCAUUACGGUUAUGUUCUUCGGUGUUGUCGCAGUAUUAAUGAUAAACCGAUACAAUUAUUCCUUUUAGAAAAAGUGUUUGGGUAGAUUGUUUAGGCAUUUCCUAAAAUUCCGAAGUAAGAAUCAUGUCUUCGUGGAAGAAAGCAGCGAAAUCAACGCAAAAAUCUCAUAGAGAGAGACAUCAACCCGAGUCUCGUAAUCAUUUAGGUAUUCUGGAGAAGAAAAGAGAUUACGUUGCCAGGGCCAAAGAUUACCAAGAGAAACAAAAAACAUUGAAGCUUCUACGUAAACGUGCCCUGAAUAAAAAUCCAGACGAGUUUUACUGUCACAUGAUCAACUCUAAGAUCGAAAACGGAGUGCAUAGAGAAAAAAGCAAAGACGAUUCUUCGACUCCGGACCAAAUAAAGUUGAUGGAGACUCAAGAUAUUCGCUACGUUUCUCAUAAGAGAACCAUAGAAGCCAAGAAGAUAGACAAGCUACAAAGUCGGUUACAUAUGAUCGAUGCUGCGAACGAGAUUCCAAACAAGCACAUAUUCUUUCUGGACGAUUCGGAAGAAAUGAAAAACUUUGAUUUAGCAAAAAGGCUGGACACGCAUCCGGCGCUAAUAAAUAGACGUACGAAUAGGCCCAAGUUGAGCAGAUUAAAGGGCAUGAAGAUGCCGGAAAUAGAUGUAAAAACAUUGAAUAAAAUUGAACAGCAAAAACAUAUGUCUUACAAAGAGUUGGAAAAAAGGAUCGACAGAGAACGCGAGUUGACUAUCGUCCAGCAGAAGUUAGAAAUGCAAAGAGCAUUGAAAGAUAAGAAGAUUACUAAACCUAAACUAAUAUCCAAAGGCACUAAGGAUUCUGCUCCGAUAUACAAAUGGAAAUUCGAAAGAAAACGAUAGCUCGUAUUCGGUCUCUUUUUUAAUGAAUCUUUUUCAAAUUACUUUUCUUUUUAUCUCGAUCAAUCUUUUUCAUAUGAUACAACUAUUUCUAAUCGA